Molecule: messenger RNA, 3042 nt
Organism: Erigeron canadensis
Lineage: Eukaryota; Viridiplantae; Streptophyta; Magnoliopsida; Asterales; Asteraceae
Product: protein NETWORKED 2D-like
Exons: 3
Coding region: 214-2904 (896 amino acids)
Molecular function (GO): actin binding
Source: RefSeq, a predicted model, not a curated record
GUCCAAGUACUUUAAACUGAACAUUCUCUUUAGAAUCAAGUUGAUAGAACAUAAUUGAAAUCAAACAAGCAAGCAAACUUAUUUUUUUUUUGCAAGCAAACAAGCAAGCAAAUUUUCGGGAUCAUAACACAAACAAUUCAAGAUUAAUACUGGAAUUGCAAAUAAAGAAGGAAAAUAGAAGACGAACUAAUCAAAGAAGUACGGAAUUGAAAGAUGUUACAAAGGGCUGCAAGUAAUGCAUAUUCAUGGUGGUGGGCUAGCCAUAUUCGUACCAAACAGUCGAAAUGGCUUGAGCAAAGCCUUCAAGAUAUGGAAGACCAUGUUGCCAAAGCCAUGAACAUUGUUCAAAAAGAUGGGGAUUCCUUUGCCAAAAGGGCAGAAAUGUAUUACAAAUACCGACCGGAGCUCAUAGCCUUCAUCGAGGAGAGUGUCAGGGCAUAUCGCGCAUUAGCAGAAAGAUACGAUAAACUUUCUACCGAUUUGCAAAAAGCAAACACCACUAUUGCUUCGGUUUUCCCAGAUCAAAUUCCCUAUGACACAGACUAUGAGGAUGAUGACCAUGAUAACAAUGGUCUCAAAAUCCCAAAAAACAUAAGCCCAGAUCCACCAAAAGCCCCAAAGGUUCCACAAAGAAAAGACUUAAAGAGUUUCUUAACUGAGGGCCACAAGAAGAACCUACCAAAGACGGAACGCCCAAAACAUUUUAAGAAAGCUGGUUUAACCAAAGAAGAGGCCGUGGAAGAAAUCGAUAACCUUCAAAAGGAUAUUCUUUCAAUGCAAACCGUCAAGGAGUUCAUCAAGAGCUCCUAUGAAAAUGGGCUUGCUAACUUUUCAGAAAUUGAGAACAAGAUCGUUAAAUGGCAACAAAGAGUUUGCGAUUUACAAGAUGAGUUCAAUGUAGUGAAAGGUAUUGAAGAUGAUGAUGCCCGUGUUAUAAUGGCGGCGGCUGCAUUGAAAGCGUGUGAAGAGACUUUGUCUAAUUUACAAGCAAAACACGAUAAGUCAAGUGAAGAUGCAAGAUUGGAGAAUGAAAGGAUUCAAACUACUAAGAAGAAACUCCAGGUGAUUAAACACAAGUACUUAUUGGAAAGAAAUAAUGAAAAACAAGAUAAAGUGCUUGAAAACAACCCGUGCAACUUAAUUGUAAAUGAGCAAGAGGAGUCACAAGAAAAUAUCAAAGAAACGUCAGAUGAGCUUUCGGAGAAAUCCUGGACAGUUACAGAAAUGGCAGAUACGAUUGACAAGCUAGUGAGCAAAGUGCUUAGCUUAGAGACAUUGGUUUCGUUACAAACUGGUACCAUUGACAGGUUAAGAAUAGAAACAGAUGAUCUUCAGUCGCAGAUUCAGAAUCUGGAAGAAGAUAAAGCUAAUCUGAUUGACGGAAAGAAUAAUUUGACAAAAGGUUUCAUUGAAAUGGAGAAAAAACUGGAUGGAGUACAAGAGUUAGGCAUGAGCAUUCACAACCAAAUUAAAAGUCUCACGAUGCAGUUCACUGAAACCCAUUACAAUGUUAAGCAUCUGUCCGAGAAUGUUCAUAAUGUGAAGUCCGAUGAAGAAGUCAACCUAAAAGAAUAUCUCAUGAAUGGUGAAGAGAUGAUGCUAAGAAGUUCCUCCGCAGAAUGUGAAACUUCAACUAAUGACAGAACCAGAACUCCCGAUCAAGGAUAUCCAGCAUACGACAUCGGUGACUCAAUGUCUAAAGAGCAUGUGGAAGAUAAAUAUAUCCCUUGCAUGAAUGAUAAUGUUAUAAAUGAAAAGAUCACCAAGGAAACAACAAAGGUUGUGGUCGGGGAGAAAAAAGAAGACAACAACACCAUUGGAAACAUUGGUGAAGUUAUAGUCGACGGUGAUCUUAAAUCAAAAAACCUGGAGGAAGAAGCCAAUGAGGACAUAAACUGGCAACAACUUUUGUUGGGUGGUUUAAAUGACAAGGAAAAGAUUCUUUUACAAGAGUACACUUGUAUCUUAAGGAAGUACAAAACUACGAAAAAAGAACUUGCAGAAGAAGAGCAGAAAAACCAAGGAGUUGUGGAUGAAAUGAAACUACAAGUGCAAGACCUGAAAACACUUCUAGCCAAUAGGGACACUCAAAUUCAACAAAUGAAACGAAAACUCACACUUCUUCAGAAAGAUGGAAGUAGAGUUGAGAUGUUAGCCGAUAAACAAGAAAUACUGAAUGAUGAGGAUGACAUGAAGUCCAUCCUUAUCGACAAAUCUGAACCAUUUUCAGAAAUAGAAGAGAAACUAAGAACUAAUAUCGAUGCACUACUUGAUGAAAAUCUUAAUUUCUGGUUGCGAUUUAGCUGUAAAUUUCAUCAAGUGCAGAAAUUCAAGACUGAGGUAGAAAAUCUACUUCAAGAGAUUAUCAAAGUCAAAGCUAAAAGAAGUGAGGGGAAAUCAAGCAUGCAAUCAGAAAUCAAUGCAAUAUACAAACACAUUAAAGAAAUACAAAAUGAACUCAUGAUAUGGUUAGACCAAAGUGCACUACUGAAGAACGAACUACAAAGACGAUGCUCAUCAUUAUCCAACAUCCAGGAGGAAAUAACAACAGCUUUGAGGGAUGGUGUUGAAGAGGAAAAAAUUACGUUUAGUACACAUCAGGCUGCAAAGUUUCAAGGUGAGGUAUUAAACAUGCAACAAGAAAAUAGCAAAGUUAACCAAGAACUUGAAGCAGGGUUAGACCAUAUAGCCACAUUACAAGUCAAGACAGAGAAAACUCUGAAAAGAUUAGAGGAGGAAUUUGGUCUAUCUGAUGAUCAGAAACAACCACGGUCACCACACCGUGUACAUGUUCCCUUGCGCUCUUUCAUUUUCGGGGUUAAAUCAAAGAAGCAAAAGCCAUCCAUUAUGGCAUGUAUAACCCCUCAUAGGAAACUUACCGCAUCGGACAGUGGCAUUCUUUAAUUUUUGAUAUUACUUUUGUGAUUCUCAUAGUUAUUUGAUUAUAAAUGCAUUGUAGCAUAUACAAUUCUAAACUUUUUCAUAAAGAUAUAUGCAAGAUAAUUUAAAGAUGAGUUACAAGUUUUCAAUUUUCAAAGUAAA